UAUAAGACCGUUACUAACAACAACUCGUUACUGAUAUUAAAUACAAAUUUAGCAAUUUGAAAAGUUACUUUUCAAUAUAUUUAAUAUCUAUAAAACAUCGAUAUUGUUUGUAAAGCAAAUAAGUCUCUAUUUAGAAUAUUUUUUUGGUUAUUUCCAUGAUCAGAGUUAAUCGAAACUUUAGUAAACAAAGAAGCAUUCCGGCUUGCCUUUCUGCAACCAUAACCAUGUCUCACUACUAUUAUUUGCUGCAACUGUCUUGAGGAAUCUACCAUGCAACGCCUUCUUCUACCAGUCGGAUAAUUUAUGUUCUAUUUUUUGGUUUUCAACUUUGGGUUUUUGGGUUCCCUGGCUUGCUGUGGCUAGCAGCUUUUAAUAAACUUUCUUCACUGUUACCUAUGUAGGAGUUUAUAUCUACUCUAGCUAACUCCAUGCAGUGUUCUACUGAUAUUAACCCGCUUCCACCUUCCUGUCUAGCAAUGAUUUUUUUUUUUUUGUUUCUCCUGUAUCUCAUCACAAGGCAAUGGCAUGAAGUGACUUCCUCCACCACUUCCAGAGCUGUGACCAAUAGUGCUCUGGAAACUGGGACAUGCUGGUCUUGUUGCAUACCAGACCUGUUCUCACAGCUCUGGUAUGGCCUUGCAGCUUUUAGUGGUUGUUAAGAUUUUGAUUUAGAUGGCACGCCCUCAGCCUGUAACAACUACUGUUACCAAGCCAGAUUGGAUGAAAUUACAAUAUGUAAGAGAAAGGAACAAUUCUCUAGAUUCAAUUGGCUCAACAGCUUCUUUACUAUCAAUAUUGGAUCAUGACAGCUAUGAAUCUGAAGAUGGCCAAAUAUCAGAGAAGAACUUUCACAAUAGAAGAGAAAACACAGUAUGUUUUAGUCAUGAGUUGUUGCAACCUAGAAAUCAGAGAGAAAACCAAAUGUUCUCUGAGUUGUUGAAAGAAAAAGAAGAAAGUAGAAACUCUUUCAUUGAAGAUAUAUCGAAAGAUUUCCAUGAUAUUUGUAUUUCAAAUGUUGAUGAAGAGAGAUCCAGUUUUGUCCCAAGUGGAAGUCAAUCAGUUUGUCCCUCAUCAAGCAAUGAAAAAUUACCACGUCCCCUGACACCUUGGGAAAAGUGGUUACUUAUGAAAAUAAAAGAAGAACGAGACAUCACUAUCAAACAAGAAGAACAAAAGAAAAUGAAGAAAAUUGCCAAAAUCAGAGAGGCACAAGCUUUGGAAGAAAAAAAAAUCCAAAUUAACCUUUCUCGGUAUAAGUGGCUUGAAGAGAAAGCUAAAGCAGAAAGAUUGCACAUUUGUCAAGAAAGACGAGAAUAUAUUGAAAAGAAGAAACAGGAAGCUGUCAGAAAACAAGAAAUUGCUGAAAAGUCUGAAGUUAACUUUAAACAGUGGCUUGAUAAGAAGAAAAUGCUUGAGAAAACUAAAAAAAAGAUUGAAACCCAAAAGAAGAAAGAAGAAGAAUCAUUACACAAACUACGUCAAGAGAAAGCUAGAGAAACGUAUAAAGAAUGGUGUGAAAAAAUAAAUAAGUCUGGUAAUAAUGUGUCACAAAACAGACUUAAUAAUAAAACAAGCAAACUUAGAGGAUACACUAACAAGAAUGCUUGUCCACCUUCAACUUUUUUCAACCCAGUACCAUGGAAGCCUUUAGUAAUACCAGUUAAAACUAAUAGGAAUGAAAAUGAAAAUAAUUAUAAAGAAGAAAGAAAAUGCAACAGGGAAAUCUUGUUUUUGUAAAUCGCAAAUAGAAACUGAUAUGUACAUAAUGUGUGGUAUGUAUGGAUGGAUGGAUGUUCAUUUUCUUUCUGAAAAGUGAGAGCAGGUCAAUUCCAAGUUACAAGGCUCUUCUUUAAUUGUUUAGCCACAGGUCACCCUGAUGUAGCAAACCUAAAAUGAAAAAUGUUUCAACUAUGACCAAUGAUAUGUUGUUAUAUACAAAUGAAGCAGACAGAUUUUUAAACAUGUUACUUUACUUUGCCAUCUUGUUUACCUUUUUUUUAAAUCUUGAAUCAUGUGAUGUUCUUUUUUAAGGCACACACAAAGGGACAUAGGUGUUCUAAAUAUUAAAUUGAAUCAUCAUG
Octopus sinensis (East Asian common octopus) is the source of this 2081-nucleotide messenger RNA. Its product is annotated as coiled-coil domain-containing protein 34. The record is from RefSeq and is a predicted model, not a curated record. Lineage: Eukaryota; Metazoa; Mollusca; Cephalopoda; Octopoda; Octopodidae. The coding region runs from base 673 to 1737 and encodes 354 amino acids. The transcript is spliced from 6 exons.